CCUUCAGUCUUCUUCAGGAUGGACAGUGAGGAGAGCGUCAGUGGUUCUUGGUUGGCUCUUCUGCUGCUCGGGGCUCAGCUCACUCUGGUGGGUCCCUCCGCCCCCUCGUCGCUCCGGGACGAUCCCUGGCAGGUUUACAGCUCGGCCCAGGAUCCAGAGGGACGCUGCGUCUGCACCGUCGUCGCCCCCCAACAGAACAUCUGCAACAGAGACGCCAGGAGCAGACAACUGAGGAACCUCCUGGAGAAGGUGCAGAACCUGAGCUCGUCCAUCUUGGCGUUGGACCUGAGGACCGUCUCAGAGCUUCAGUUCGUGGAGCAGAUGGAGACUCAGCUCAGGACCGUUGAGUCCAGGUUUAAGGAGGUUCAAGAGGGACACGAGACCAGCACCGCCCGGCAGUACAAGUGGAUGCGUGAGAAGAUGGCGGAGCUCCGCCCCCUGAUCCCCGCCCUGGAGUCAUACCGCGCUGACGCGGCGCUGGUGCGGCGUUUUAAGGCGGAGCUUCAGAACGUGAGCGAGGAGCUGUCGACUCUGCACGAGCACGUCCACGAACUCGGAGACGUCCACGAGAGAGUGACGGACCUCGAACUGCGCCUUAAAGCCUGCAUGAACCGCCUGGCCUGUGGGAAACUCACUGGGAUUUCUGAUCCUGUCACCAUAAAAACUUCAGGCUCCAGGUUUGGAUCCUGGAUGACCGACCCCCUGGCCCCACCUGGAGACACACGGGUGUGGUACAUGGACGGGUACCAUAAUAACCGCUUCGUGAGGGAGUACCCGAGCCUGUGGGACUUCAUGAGUUCGGAGAACUACACGUCUCACCGUCUGCCCCACCCGUGGUCGGGCACCGGGCAGGUCGUGUACAACGGGUCCCUCUACUUCAACAAGUUCCAGUCCCACACCAUCAUCAAGUUCGACCUGAGGGCGGGACUCAUCACCCGAGCUCGCCAACUCGACUUCGCAGGGUAUAAUAACAUGUACCAUUACUCGUGGGGGGGGCACUCGGACAUCGACCUGAUGGUGGACGAGGGGGGGCUGUGGGCCGUUUACGCCACGCACCAAAACGCCGGAAACAUCGUCAUCAGCCAAUUAGACGCCGAGUCUCUGACCAUCACCCGCAGCUGGGUCACCAACCACCCCAAACGCAGCGCCGGAGAGUCCUUCAUGAUCUGCGGCACCCUCUACGUCACCAACGGGUACUCAGGGGGCACCAAGGUGUACUACGCGUUCUCCACGAACUCUUCUUCGUACGAGUACAUCGACAUUCCUCUGGUGAAUAAAUACAGUCACCUGUCCAUGCUCGACUACAACCCCCGAGAGAGGGCGCUGUACGGCUGGAACAACGGCCACCAGGUUCUGUACAACGUGACGCUGUACCACAUCAUCCAGUAGACGGCGCCGCGUCCCAGGAACUGAACCUUAAUAUUAAUUUUUUAUUUAUUUACAAUUUCCUCCGACUGUUUCUGAACCGGGACUAAACCAGGACCAGGACUAAACCAGGACUAAACCAGGAGCAAGCCAGGACUGAACCAAGUCUAGACCAAGAGAAAAACAGGAUUAAGCCAAGACCAGACCAGGACUAGACCCAAUCAGGCGACAAUCAGACUGUUAUUAUGAUUUUUACAGAUUCUCGUUUGAAGCACAAAAGGUCGCCAGUGUUUUCUACUGCACCGAGCGCACGCCACACACAUCCGACCAGAACCAACCAGAACCAGACCAGAA
This is a messenger RNA of Boleophthalmus pectinirostris (great blue-spotted mudskipper), 1719 nucleotides long. RefSeq names its product noelin-like. NCBI's taxonomy places the organism in Eukaryota, Metazoa, Chordata, Actinopteri, Gobiiformes, Gobiidae. The coding region runs from base 19 to 1389 and encodes 456 amino acids. The transcript is spliced from 9 exons. The record is from RefSeq and is a predicted model, not a curated record. Gene Ontology annotation, biological process: signal transduction.